CGGGAUUCGUUUCAGUGAAGCUCACAUUAAAUAUAAGGUGAUCAUAUGAUGAUGUCGUAGUCAUUAGUAAUUGUAAUUUUAGCCAACCGCAGGAGCUGACAUUAUACACGUCGCCCGUGCACCGCCACCACUUACAGGUUGAGGUACAGAAGGAAGUAUCGGUCGUUUGACCUUUGACUGCUCUGGUGGCGAAUGACAAAUCGAAUGACAAAAAGGUUGGCAUUUCUCAGAGCGCAGCUGGGGUCCCCGCGCGGAUCUCAGGGGCUGAGGACGUCGGCAUUCCAGAGAUAAUGACAGCGAGCGCUCUGAAAGUUGGUCGAUAGCAGCGGAGGCUUCAAUAACGGAGGAGGGAGACGCAGCGGAAUCGGCUUGGUAUCAGCAGCAACCCUAGGAGGACCGAAGGCAGGCCCACUGCGGGAGAACGACUGCAGCACCAUGGACAGCUCAGGUCCUCCAUCUCCAGAUAUGGACGCAAACUAUGGCGGAGGCCUGCUGGACAUGGUGAAGGGCGGAGCCGGCAAAUUCUUCAGCAACUUCAAGGAUAACCUGAAGGACACUCUAAAGGACACCUCCACCAAAGUCAUGCACCAGGUGGCCACAUACACAAAAGGAGAGCUGGACAUUGCCUACAUCACAUCACGAAUCAUAGUGAUGUCAUAUCCUGCAGAGGCAUUGCAGAUCGGCAACCAGAACCAUGUGGAGGAUAUGCGCUCCUUUCUGGACUCACGGCACGCUGACCACUACACUGUCUUCAACCUGUCACAGCGCAACUACCGAGGCGCAAAGUUCUCCAACCGGGUCUCAGAGUGUAACUGGCCAUCCCGCCAGGCUCCCAGCCUGCACAACCUGUUUGCGGUGUGUAAGAACAUGCACAACUGGCUCAAACAGAACCCCAAGAAUGUGUGUGUCAUCACCUGCUCGGACGGCCGUGCUCCGUCGGGUGUGCUGGUCUGUGCCAUGUUCUGCUUCUGCCACCUCUUCUCCAACCCAGUGCCCGCCAUGCAGCUGCUCAGCGCCAAGAGACCCGGCUCUGGCCUCUGGCCCUCGCACCGGAGGUACAUAGGCUAUGUGUGCAGUAUGGUAUCAGAGAAGCCCUCCCUGCCACACUCCAAGCCCCUGGUGGUCAAGGCAGUCACCAUGAGUCCAGUACCUUGCUUCAACAAACAACGCAUUGGCUGCAGACCCUUCUCUGAGAUCCUCAUAGGGGAGACCAAGAUCUUCUCUACUGCACAGGACUAUGAGAGGAUGAGAGAGCACAGGGUCCAGGAGGGGAAGGUUGUCUUCCCUCUAGGUGUGAAUGUCCAGGGUGAUGUGGUCAUUUCUGUCUAUCAUAUGAGGAACACCAUCGGAGGACGACUGCAGGCCAAGGUGUCCAACACCCAGAUAUUCCAGAUCCAGUUCCACACAGGCUUCAUUGCUCCAGGGACCACUGUGUUAAAGUUUACGAAGCCGGAGCUGGAUGCGUGUGACUCUCCAGAGAAGUACCCUCAGUUGUUCCAUGUGUUGGUGGACAUCGAGGUGGAGAGCACUGACAAGCAGAAGGACCUGACCCCUCCCUGGGAACAGUUCCCUAAUAAAGACCUCAUCCCCAACGUACUGUUCUCCUGUCACCAGGAACACCAGGACGCACUGGCCAUAGCAGAGCCAAGCCGGUCCCAAGGCGGUCUGGACGGUCGUCCUCACGGGGAGGACAGCGAGCCGUCUGAUGACGAGAUGCUGUCCCUUUCCAGCCAGCAAAGCCACGCUAGCGGAGAGAGACCUGGAGGGGCUCAGACUGGUACCAGGGGCCCCAAGAGACCCGAGCAGCCCCACGUCCCCCCCGCUGCUCCUCCUCCUCCCCCAGAAGAGGUGGACCUCCUGGGCCUGGAUGGGGUGGCAGUGAACACCCCAUGCCCCUCGCCCCAGCCCCCGACCACCAACACAACCACGGACCUCCUGGGGGACCUGUUUGGGGCCUCCCCCCAGACAGGGAGUGGGCCCACUUCGGCCCAGUCCACCCCACAGAAAAUAGCGCCACCCUCCACCCUCCCCUGCCCCUAUCCAGCGUUGGACCCGUUUGGGGCGGGUCCGAUGCCCAAGCCCCAGGAGCUGAUGGGGUCCUUCCUGGGUUCAGCAGGCCACAGCUCCCCAGUCCCACACACCACCCCUGUAGUCACCAUUCAGCAGCCUCCCAACGCCAUGGGAGGAUGGGACUGGAACAAACCUGCAGCUCCAGGAGGUGGUUUCAGUAUGGGCAGCAAGUCAGCCAGUACCAGUCCUACUGGGUCGGUCAACAACACUCCCACACACCAGGCCAAACCCAACACUCUGGACCCCUUUGCUGACAUCGGAAACCUUGGGGGAAGUCUGGGAGGAGGAUCUGGGUUCUCCAGUAAGCCCACCACCCCUACAGGCACCACCCCUGCCUUCCCCCCCAUGGGCUCCCCCUCACGGCCUCCUCCCUCGCCCCAGCACGGUGGGGGCUGGCAGGCCAACACAGGCCUCCCCUCCUGGAAGCCCGGUGGUGGUGGUGUUGGAGGGCAGCCAGGGUGGCAGCCCCAACCCCAGGGUCAGGGUGGUCCAUCCCCCCAGGCCAAGCCCAGCACCAGCCACUCCAUGCCCCACACCUCCCCCUCCAACAGACCCAACUACAACAUCAGCUUCUCUGCCAUGGGAGGAGGAGCUACUCCCAAUGCAGCCGGGAAACAACAGCCCAACAUGGGUACCAAGCCCAAAGUUGCAAUGGCUAACUUUGAUGACCUGCUGUCUGGCCAAAGCUUUGCUGGAGCCAAAAAGAAGGAAGGUCCCAGGACAAUAGCAGAGAUGAGAAAGGAGGAGAUGGCUAAAGAGAUGGACCCUGAGAAACUCAAGAUUCUGGACUGGAUCGAGGGGAAGGAGCGUAACAUCCGGGCCCUGCUGUCCACCAUGCACACGGUGCUGUGGGAGGGGGAGACCCGCUGGAAGCCUGUAGGCAUGGCUGACCUGGUGACCCCAGAGCAGGUCAAGAAGGUCUACCGUAAAGCUGUGCUGGUGGUCCAUCCAGACAAGGCCACUGGACAGCCCUAUGAACAAUAUGCCAAGAUGAUUUUUAUGGAACUGAAUGAUGCCUGGUCAGAAUUUGACAGCCAAGGACAAAAAGCACUCUACUGAGCUGAGAGAGAGAAAGAGUUCCUGCCGACCCCCUGUGAUCAAUAAUCAAGCCCCCACCGGAUCUGACUCCCCACUCCUUCUCUUCUUGUCACUGUCCUGUGGACUCUACUCCAUAGAGACUUCAAUAGCCAGACUGACUGAAAGAUACCUGCCUACCCACCUACCUAUGUAUCUGGUGGCAGAACUGUCCAACUGUCCAACAAGAACUGUUCAACCCUGUCCUACAUGUCCGAGUCCUGAACCAAGCAAAGAGUCCUGAACCAAUUAAUGCAGUCAUCCAGCUGUCUAUGGAGACAUCGCCAGAGUGAUACUGUCCACCUAACACCUGACAUAGGUGAUAAUGACAUACCUGUGGUCACAGUGUUGUUAGCCAGGUGCUAUAUAGAGCAAGACGAUGCCAAUGUUUUACACACAGUAGCAUUAACACAGUGUUCCUGUCAGUCACCUGUCAAGACGAUGACAAUGUUUUACACACAGUAGCAUUACCACAGUGUUCCUGUCACAGUCACCUGUGUGACUUUUAAGUGAAGAUCUAGAGCCAGUGUUGGGAGUGGAUGGCCUAUUCAAUUAGGCACUGUACCACUGACUGUAAGGUCUAUACACCACAGUGAUCUCAGAAAUACCAUGUCAAAUCAUUUGUAUAGAGCGAUCUCACAGAGUUUCCACCUGAGUUGUCUAUCUUCAUGGAAAAGCUACUGUUAUCUAUGUCAUUUGAAUGACCAAUUUAGAUCAAUGAGUUGUCUAUCUUCAUGGAAAAGCUACUGUUAUCUAUGUCAUUUGAAUUACCAAUUUAGAUCAAUGUGCUUCCACAGAACUCCACAGGAGAGUUCUAGGAGACAACAAGACAAUUGCAAGCCAGGGGUAACAUGUUUACGUUCUGACAACAACCUGGAGACUCAACUUGACAUACAGAUAGUAGGUGAAGGUAGGCAGGAUAUUCGUUGUUGCACCACCACCUUUACUACCUACGGUGGUUGGUUCUUGUGUUUUCUUGCCCUCAGUCUCAGAAAGGUGCAAAAUGUCUUUAGCUUUAACACAGAGAGUAAACUCAGCUGCAGUCUAUUACCAGUCUUAAAGCUGGAAUCCACAUUAGGUGAAACAGCGCCACCGGUCGCCCCAGGCACAUUUGUUAUGAAAAGAGGAGAGGAGUUCAGAGAGAGAGAUAUCCAGCAUCUAGCAUCUUGGUUUUUAAAACUCUGCUGUUCUAUCGAGUGUGUAAUCAUGUCCGAGUGUGUAAUCAUGUCCGAGUGUGUAAUCAUGUCCGAGUGUGUAAUCAUGUCCGAGUGUGUAAUCAUGUCCGAGUGUGUAAUCAUGUUCGAGUGUGUAAUCAUGGCCGAGUGUGUAAUCAUGUCCGAGUGUGCAAUCAUGUCCGAGUGUGCAAUCAUGUCCGAGUGUGUAAUCAUGUCCGAGUGUGUAAUCAUGUCCGAGUGUGUAAUCAUGUCCGAGUGUGCAAUCAUGUCCGAGUGUGCAAUCAUGUCCGAGUGUGUAAUCAUGUCCGAGUGUGUAAUCAUGUCCGAGUGUGUAAUCAUGCCCGAGUGUGCAAUCAUGUCCGAGUGUGCAAUCAUGUCCGAGUGUGUAAUCAUGUCCGAGUGUGCAAUCAUGUCCGAGUGUGCAAUCAUGUCCGAGUGUGUAAUCAUGUCCGAGUGUGUAAUCAUGUCCGAGUGUGUAAUCAUGUCCGAGUGUGUAAUCAUGCCCGAGUGUGCAAUCAUGUCCGAGUGUGCAAUCAUGUCCGAGUGUGCAAUCAUGUCCGAGUGUGCAAUCAUGUCCGGGUGUGCAAUCAUGUCCGAGUGUGUAAUCAUGCCCGAGUGUGCAAUCAUGUCCGAGUGUGCAAUCAUGUCCGAGUGUGCAAUCAUGUCCGAGUGUGCAAUCAUGUCCGAGUGUGCAAUCAUGUCCGAGUGUGUAAUCAUGUCCGAGUGUGCAAUCAUGUCCGAAGUAACGUCUUUGUAAUAUCACAAACAGACAUGGCAGUUUGACCGCUAUGGAUUCCAGCUUUAAACAUACAGUACUCACUCAUCUUUACAGUCACUUGCUAGUGGGCGGCAGGUAGCCUUGCGGCUAAGCAUGUUGUGCUAGUAACCGGAAGGUUGCUGGUUCAGAUCCCCAAGCUGACUAGGUAAAAAAUCUGUUGAUGUGCCCUUGAGCAAGGCACUUAACCCUAAUUUAUCCUGUAAAUAUAGUGUCUACAGUCUGAAAGAACCCAUGUGUAAAGGAUAUUAUCCAUAUCAGAGAAAGUAUCCCCUAUCACACUGCUUUACUUAUCUAAGAACUAAACUGCUGAAGCUUCAUCAUUGUUAUGUGCAGUUUUACUUUGUAUUAUGUUCAUUUAUUGACUCAUUUCAGAUGAUUCAGUCCCUCCCAAUGAAGAAUCUUUCAUUUUAUUGCGGGUAGUGUUUAGUAACAUGCAGGUGGUGUAUUGUCUUAUUCAUCCUUUGCUGUAUCCUCUAAAGUGUUUACUUUUAAAUCAUGACAAAUAUUUGAAAUGAAAUUCUGAUUGAUCAAAGGCAACCAGUCAUUGAUGAGGGCUUUAAUAUUUACAUUAGUUUGAAGCAUAUCUUUUUUGCAUUCACUGACGGGGAGACCUAGUGGAAGGACUACAGGACUGACUUUAUAUUGCUACACAUGGAGGCACAUCAUUCCAUAACACAUUACUAUACUUGAGUGUAUUGGACCACUAUCAAGCUUGUGAGAUCCUAAUAUAGGCCCCCUCUAACCCUUAUCUGUGUAAAACAAUACAUUUGGUAGACUGGCACAUCUAUUUCAUCUGAUACAACCAUUUCCCUGUUUUAUCCCCUGCAUACUGAUGAUGUCAACCAGAGGAGGCUGGUGGGAAGAGCUAUAGGAGGACCAGCCUACUCUGUUGUCAACCCUUUCCUCUGUGAAAAGGCCACACCUGAGUUGUGGACUAACGUGAGCACUAACUGACCAGUAUAUAACUAAAGAGACUGUCUGUCCACUGUAUUCUCUGCUUUCUCUGGUGACUAUACCAAUGGCAGAAGCUGUGGCUGUGUAGUAUGUAUGUACUGUGUGUGUGUGUGUGUGUGUGUGUGUGUGUGUGUGUGUGUGUGUGUGUGUGAGAGAGAGAACCCCUAUAAACUCCCUAGCUGACUGAAAUCUCUAACUUAGGGCAAUGUUAAAACGUUAACCUCUCUCUAUAUAGUGGAUGAGUGUUGUUGAAACUGUUGUACGUGAGGAUGUGAUACGAUUUGGAUACAACUACUGUAUGUGUCUGCUUGUCGGCUGUAAAAGUAUUACUACUAAAAAUGUAAACCGUUUCUGUCAGUGGAGGCUGCUGAAGGGAGGAAGGCUCAUAACAAUGGCUGGAACGGAGCAAAUGGAAUGGUAUCAACCACAUGGAAACCAUGUGUUUGAUGUAUUUGAUACCAUUCCACUUAUUCCACUCCAACCAUUACCAUGAGCCUGUCCUCCCCAAUUAAGGUGCCACCAACCUCCUGUGGUUUCUGUGUUUCUCUUUGUGGGUUCUGUUUACCCUUGAUAAAGUGAUAAGUGCAAUGCACAAAUAAAUAGAGAAGAUGAAAGUCAGAAACAACAAACAAA
Molecule: messenger RNA, 6684 nt
Organism: Oncorhynchus kisutch (coho salmon)
Lineage: Eukaryota; Metazoa; Chordata; Actinopteri; Salmoniformes; Salmonidae
Product: putative tyrosine-protein phosphatase auxilin
Exons: 19
Coding region: 436-3129 (897 amino acids)
Biological process (GO): synaptic vesicle uncoating; clathrin-dependent endocytosis
Cellular component (GO): vesicle; cytoplasm; postsynaptic density
Molecular function (GO): clathrin binding
Source: RefSeq, a predicted model, not a curated record